AUGACUUUACUACCCAAGGGUUCAGAAAAGAUGCCGCUGCUUGAGGGGCAACAGCGGGCUACCUUCCCUCCCGCAUCGUUCGCUGACGCGAUCCCAGGGCCAUGGGGCCGGCGAGUUCCACAGGCCAUUGCCCAUCGCGGCUAUAAAGCCAAGUGGCCCGAGAACACCAUGGCCGCCUUCGCUGCCGCCCUCGUCGUUGGCGCUCACGCCAUUGAGACAGACUUGCAUCUUACUAAAGACAAGGUGGUCGUUCUGUCACACGAUGGCACUCUGAAACGCUGUUUCGGCGAGGACCGGAAGCUUGCCGACUGCGAAUGGAGUUAUGUGAGCACGCUACGGACAAUGAAGAACCCUCCGUCACCCAUGCCGAGGUUAGCAGAUCUGCUGCACUACUUGACACAGCCUGGCAUGGAGGACAAGUGGCUCUUGUUAGAUAUCAAGAGAGACGACGAUCCGGACGAGCUCAUUCGCCGGACAGCAGAAACAUUUGCAUCAGUCCCAUCCGUACGUCCCUGGAAGGACAGGAUAAUAAUGGGCUGUUGGGAUGCGAAUUAUAUGCGCCGCUGCAGCCACCACCUUCCUGGCUUCUCGGUCGCCUACAUUGGCUGGUCGCUACCCUAUGCCUGGCAGCUCCUCAAACACUCCAACGUUUCGUUCAACCUUCUCCAAAAGGUGCUCGUUGGUCCGUUUGGGACGCGAUUCCUGCGCACGGCGGAGGCCCGCGGCAGGCAGAUCUUUGUCUGGACGGUCAACGAGGUUGAAUGGAUGGAGUGGAGCAUCAAAAAGGGAGGCAUCGAUGGUCUCAUCACUGACGACCCAGAGUUAUAUAUAGAGGUCUGUAGGCGGCAAGAUGACGAUAGGGGCGAUGAGAGGGGCUACACCAUGGGUAGCGGAUUGGAGCAGAAAAUGUUACCCCAGGAGUCUGGGACGCUGAGGUGGACGCGAUUGUACGCCGAGGUAAUCAUACUGCAGAUCUUAGCCAGGAUACUAAUCUUGGUGACCAGGAUCAGAUUAGGGUCGGAAAGGAAACGAGUAAGAGAUGGGAUGAGAGGAUAA
Molecule: messenger RNA, 1056 nt
Organism: Pyricularia pennisetigena
Lineage: Eukaryota; Fungi; Ascomycota; Sordariomycetes; Magnaporthales; Pyriculariaceae
Exons: 3
Coding region: 1-1056 (351 amino acids)
Biological process (GO): lipid metabolic process
Molecular function (GO): phosphoric diester hydrolase activity
Source: RefSeq, a predicted model, not a curated record